This is a messenger RNA of Falco peregrinus (peregrine falcon), 7426 nucleotides long. RefSeq names its product transmembrane protein 86A (gene TMEM86A). The record is from RefSeq and is a predicted model, not a curated record. The transcript is spliced from 3 exons. The coding region runs from base 212 to 925 and encodes 237 amino acids. NCBI's taxonomy places the organism in Eukaryota, Metazoa, Chordata, Aves, Falconiformes, Falconidae. Gene Ontology annotation, cellular component: membrane.
GGGGCCGUCCCCCUCACUCCCCGCAGUGCAUUUGCCGCGGGGGCCCCCUCGCCGGUGACGUCACUGCUGCCUAAAAAAGCGCCCCGGCAGGCAGGCCGGCCGGUAGGGCAGCGGCACGGCGGCACGGCUCAGCAGCAGCCGCCAACAACAACAACAACAACAACAACAACAACAGCAGCUGCCGCCGCCGCCAACAACAGCCGCCGCCGUCAUGGUGUCCCCUGUCACCGUGGUGAAGAGUGAAGGCCCCAAACUGGUGCCCUUCUUUAAAGCCACUUGUGUCUAUUUUGUUCUCUGGCUGCCAACUUCCAGCCCCUCCUGGUUCAGUGCCCUCAUCAAAUGUCUGCCCAUCUUCUGCCUGUGGGUUUUCCUUCUCGCUCAUGGAAUUAACUUCUUAGUGUCACACCGGAGUGCCAGUCGCAUCCUAGCAGGACUCAUAUUCUCAGCAGUGGGAGACGCCUUUCUCAUCUGGCAGGAGCAGGGCUACUUCAUUCAUGGUCUGCUGAUGUUUGCCAUCACACACAUCCUGUACUCUUCAGCCUUCGGCAUGAAGCCUUUGGACCUCAAAGCUGGCUUGUUGAUGGGCCUUGUCUCCAGCUCCUGUUAUGCCUUCCUGUACUCCUACCUCUCGGGCCCAUUCACAUACCUGGUAGCUGUCUACAUCGCCUUGAUCGGCUUCAUGGGCUGGCGAGCAGUUGCCGGCAUGCAGCUGUGCAACGACCUCUGGACAUGGACCAAGCUGUCAGCCUGCAUCGGUGCGAUGCUGUUCAUGGUGUCAGAUCUGACCAUUGCACUUAACAAGUUCUGCUUUCCUGUGCCCUACUCACGCUUCAUCAUCAUGGCUACUUACUAUGCAGCCCAAAUGCUUAUUGCACUGUCAGCUGUAGAGAGCAGAGAUGAAGAGGACUUCAGAAAGAGAAGUUAGAUGGAGUGCCAAUAAUCUGUGAACAACGUGGGUUAUAUCUCAGGUGCUGUAGCUGCAUUCACCCCUGAGAGAGAUCUCCAUUUCUCUGAGCACAUUGGUGAUGUUGGUUUUGCUUCUUUGAAGCAUUACUUUUGGGGAUUUUUUUUUUUCCCCAAUGGCUUUCUCUGAAUACAGCUUACUUCAGUGUGGAGUCCACAUCAGAAAGCUUAGACUGUCCCUGCAGUAGCUACUCAUUCAACUUUUCCUCCUUUGAAGUGCUGUACUACUGCAUUUUAAUUGUUAGUCUUGAAACUGAUGCUGAAUGUCUGAGAAGGGGAGGGCUGAUGGAAAGGAGGUUUGGCCAUGCACUGUGUUAGACUUGCUUUUAAUAGUAUACUGGCAGACAGGCACAGAUCUCUACCAAAGUCAAAGGUAAAAAUGAAUUUAACCGAUGCUUGUCUCUUUUUGUGCAUUACAAACUCCAUAUGCAAACUGAAGGUAUUGCCUCUGCUUAGAGGAAGCCUGGAGGUAGACAAAAAACAGUGUGCCCAGAUGGGGGCUGAGCUUUGGAGUCAACGGCAGCAUGUGGGGCAGCCCCCAGCAGAACCAGAAUGAAAGCAAAACACCAAGCAGAGAGCACAGAGCUAGAAGUAUGCUGACAUGCAGUGCUGUGUGCUUUGAUCAGAGCUGAUCAGUGUUCCAGGGCAGGUCUGUAGGUGCAGGUCAGUGUUGCCAUUGUGGCAGAGCUAGGAGUUUGGUGGGAUUUCAGGGACAUCUGGGAGCCAGGCCAGUGCAUUCCCCUGGCCCUGUGUGAGCAGUUACAUGGUGCCUGCAGCCACCAGUGACAGCUGAGAUGUAGUGGGCAGAUGAGGAACUUUGAUUUUUACAGCAGGACCUUGAACAUGUCUCUUAUUAAUGUACACUCUAAUUGCCCUCAGUAUGGCAGACAGGAAUCUAACCUUUACGCCUUUUUUCCUUAGUAUCCUAAGAAAUAGUAUUCUAUAUACUCAUUAAGCUUUACAGUACUGCUGUUUACAGUCUCUCUCAAAUCUUUGUGAGCAUUUCCUGUGGUCAAGGCCCUGAUUUUGGAUGCAGAUCGCUCUCUUUUGCCAGCUGGUGGUAAACAAGUGUACCGCUUGUUAUUGGAAAGCCCCUUUUCAGCAGAGCUUCCUGAAAUGCACUGUCCUGUGUGCUCAUAGUGCCUGCCAUUUCCUUCUCAAACUCACAUGGAUACUGUGAGAAUGCACCAUCAGGGCUGGGAAAGCCUGCUUCAUUCUGAUCCGUGUUCUUUUGUUGGUUUGUCGGCCCAUCUGCUGAAGCAAGAUUACUUCAGACUCUUAAAAAGAUAUAGGAAGAGGCUGACCUGAUUUGUGAUCAUGUGUGGGUCUUUUUUCUCUUAUUUAGGAUAUUUAACAGCAAGCUCUCUUUCUGUUUGGAACUGUCUUGAGUGUGCAUUUUCCUUCUGUCCAUCCCAGGGCUGCUCCCGUGGGCUGAGAUGCUCCCCUGAUGGCUUGUUUUAGGAUACGAGUGCACCCAGGUGUGCAAGGAAAGCUUGCUGAGGGUUCCUGCACCUCUUCAACUGGGCAGCCAAACAGCCAGCCAGAGCAGACUGCACAAUUCAAAUCCAGACAUGCUCCAACAGCACCUUGCACACGCUCAGGUGGGCAGGGGGAGCAGGAGGGGAAGCCCUCAAGACCAGCCUUACGGGCUGAAAAUCACCGUGGUCUCCAUAUCUAGCAUUCCCAGACCAGUCCAGGCAAAAGCCUGGCACCAAGUGCCUGGCACUGUUGGCACUCUGCAAGGAAUGCAGCAGGGGCAGGGGCAGCUGAGGAAACCCUACCAACCCUGCUAGCCUGUCCCUUGGUGGUGAGGUGCUGAGUGGGUUUCCCACUCCUCCUGGCCUCGAGAGGUGGGACUGGGUGGGGAACAGGCACUGCCUCCCCACUUCCGCAGCAGUGUAAAUGCAGCCAGUAUUACAAAAAUCUAGGUUCACCAUCCUGACCCCCUGGAGUCAUCUGCUGCUUUUCAGUCAAGAGAUCAGAAAGGUCAGCUGCCUUUUUGAGAGGGAAAGCAUUGUAAAUAGCACAGCCCCAUGUAAUCUCUUCCCUUUAAUGCUGUUGUGUAAUAUUGUCAGUAUUCAUUCACUGGCGCGCCGGGGCCUGGCUGGAGUAAACUGCUAAGGGAAUUCAGAGCCCUAUAACAUCUUCACUCAUCAGCGUUGCUUAUCUCCUGGCUGCAGCUUGAGCCCUGCAGUGUAGCUCUCUGCGGAUGUUACCUGCUGUUACUCAGCUUGACUGUUUGCAAAUCUCUUCCUGCAACAGACUGACCCAGCUAUGAGGAAAUCUAAGCAUCUGGGGUGAACCCCACUGUUUUCCCAGCAUGUGAGCCAACAGUGUAUCUCAGUCUGAUGUACAGCUCCCUUUCAUGGGUCAGUCCAACACACUCAGUCCUUAGCUGGCAGUUCUUCAGAGGAGCCCCCUGCACCCUGAGCUUCUGUUUGCUUUGCAGAAAAUGCAUGUGUGAUAGAGUAAGCUUUAUUUAAAAGUUAGAAUUUUGAUUCUCUCUUUCUUCCCCUCUAGAAACGAGUAGUCUUCAGUUUCCUGAAGAUGGCUGAGGUGCUUUUCUGUGUGCUUUUUCAUCUUGGCUUGCUUUGUUAUCCUGCUCCAGUAUCAGCUACUGGAUACUUGCAGAAAAGGAUCUCUGAGGUGUCAUUGGGAGGCCUGCCCUCUGCUCACCACUGGCCAUCGGAGGUGCAGUUUCUGGUGGCAGAGGUCUCUGGGUGGCUGUAGCUGGAACAGCAGAAACAUGUGCUGCCCAAGUGGCCUGUCUCUUGCUGUCCCCUCAACCUGGAGCAGGCUGACUGGGAUGCAUCCUGGCCAGCCACGCUGGCUCCAUCCCAGUGCUGCUUUAGCCUUCCCAGGAAGGUGGGGCAGAGCCCUCGGCACACCAAUUCAGGAAGAUGCCUGGCUGGCUCAGAGAUUUGCCAGUGAAGCCUCUGAGGUCUUCAAAAUCUCUCUCCUGAUCUGCAUUCCUCCUUUUGAUCUGUAUUACUUGAAUGAGGCCAUUUUCCUGGAGACACUUUCCUGCUGGGAAGAGACCAGCUGCUGUGGACACUGAUUUGACACAAUUUUGAGUUUCAUAAACCCUGCAAAACACUAACCAGUUGCUGACAGUCUGUCAAAUACCUUUUCUUGGGAUUAAAACUGUUCCCUCAACCCCAGUGAGGGCAAUUUUCACUUUGAAAAGGGAGCAAACAAGAAAUGGGAAUGACUUGACUGUCUGUGGCACUGCCUGUGUGGACCUUCCUGUUGUCUCUGUGCUGUAAAAGUGUGACAUUUGAUCCAUUCUUCUCCUUUACAGGGGUACAGUUUUUGAGAAGCACCCGGUCCCUGGCCCAGGGACAUCACAGAAGGAAUGAAGUAACCCAGUGGGGUAGUGUGUCUGGCCCCAGCAGUAUCAGCUCAUUUGCUUGCUAAGUAGAGAGAGGGUUGCUUUGCACACUGCUGUAUUCAAACACCUCUCUGCAAUUCCUGUCUGUGGUCACUUCAGGUUACGCACAUGGUCCACUUACUUUUGCUGUCUUUCCUUUCUGUAGUUAUCACCCUCUUGGUGAUCCUUUGGCUCCUUAUAUAGACACCUAGAAGAUGCAGCACAUCUACUUCAGCCUUGUAUCUCUUUCUGUAGAUAGAUCCUCCUCACACAGAACUAACUCCCAAUGAAGUCAAUGAAGCAAUGCUAAUUGCAACUGGUUUUUAAAUGCUAGUAAUGCUUCUGGGCUGUGCCACUUGCACUGAUGUCAGCAGGGUGAAGCUUGGGUAGAAAUCAUGGGUUGAGAAGAACAAAGCCAGAGGAUUUUAACAGCUGUAGUUCUACUACUAAGAAAAUUGUAUUUGUGCUUUAUACCUGGCUUCUUACUCCUCCGUACUGAGGUAACUGUAAGACUGACUGGUUUAAGAAUUGUUCUUAACAUGGCUUUUAAGCAGAUUGCUGACAGUUUCAUGUUGUAAUCAGUGGAGGUAACUGAUAUAUUUUUACACAAGUAUAUAAAAUUCCCAGCACAAACUUUGCUCUUAUUUUGAGUGGCUCUUCAAAGUUUUCUGUUCCCAUAGUUUGACACUUAACACCUGCAUAUUCUCAGCCUGUUAGCAUGGUAAUUUUGGGAGCUGUUCUGGAAUAAGCAGAUCAAAGCAAACAGCAAGUGUAAAGCUCACUGGCAGGUGGCUCUUUCUUUUUCCUUGGUUUCUGGAUACAAAAGGGAGCUCUUUUAAGCAGAGGCAUCGUCAUUGCAUUCUUGGAAGAGGUUGGGAAGCUGCCGACUUCUUGGAACAGAAGUCCUCCUGGGUACUUCUCCUGCCUUUAAUCCAUGCUUGCUCCUUUUGUGGCCUUGGGGGUCAGUCACUUAAAUUUUCUGGGGCCAGGUCCUCAUCUGGUGUAAAAAGGCACAAGUCUAUGAGGGCUAGUGCUGUGCCACCUUACAACAGUGGGGGACCAGCACCCACUCCAUUUCUAAAAUUGGGAUAUUAGCACUUACAUACCUCACAAGGAUGCUGUGAGGAUUAAUGCUCAUAUAGUACUUUGAAGAUGUAAAGUGCUACAAAGUACCAAGUAUUAUCCUACCUUUAGUAUUAAAAAUGCUUUUAGGGAUCUGCAGGACUUCUCUUAAGCAUGGAAUGUGUGACUGCCUUUUCAGUUUGCAUCGGAUGGAAAGCAAAUGCAAAAUAUUUAUUCAUACUGGUUAACAGGAUGGGCUCAGGGCUCAGCUGCGCUUGAACUUUGAGAAGGAUUUAGCUGAACUCUUAAUUUCAGCUCUGUAAAUGGCUUUUAGUUCUUCUAAAAGCCUCAAUCAAACUCCUGGAUGUGAACCUUGCAUCCAGAUUUUGCAGUCUGGCCUUAUCCCUUACUGUUAGCUAGAAUAAAUCUAAUCCAGGCAAAACACAGUGCUCUCACAGUCUGCUAUGGCUGUUGAAAAGACUGGAACAGAAAACUAAAUCAUUCUUUUCUACCUUCAUUCUGCAGAAGGUCAGCUAGGUUUCAUGGGACAGCUUGCAAAGGGAUGUUUAAUUUCUGUGAUUGUUAAGUUUUACUGGCUUUAAAGUCAGCAGAGAGGGAAGACCUCACCUCAAUGGAAUCAAUGGAAGUUGUCAGAUCCUUCUUGAAUUACUUCCUUUUCAUGUGAAUCAAAGAAAUGGCAGGUUCUGUACUGAAGAAAGUGCUUGUACCAGCAGCCCUAGGGCCCAGAACAAAAGCUGAUCUAGAAAUACAGCUUUUAAACAGAAAUAAACCAUCACCAUGUUCUCAACCAGUAUAAAAAUGCCACUAUUCACUGAUCUCAAAUCUGGACCACAGCUACAAACUACUCUGUUCUGGUAGCACUAGCUGCUGUACAAACACAAAUGAAGGUGAGGAAUUAUACACCAAGGAACAUGAAUUGUGUACAUGUGAAAUGGACCAUAAUUUUGAAGCAGCUGCAGUAAAAUCUUAAUACGAACUCAGAAGCAAACACAAUGCAAAUUUUUAUGGUUUCUUUAAAAUGUUUGAUGGUUUUAGUUUUCUUAGUUUGGAGAAAAUUUUCUUAAUGUUAUUUUAUUUUUGCUGUUAUUGUAAAGAAUAAAAAUAUACAACUCUAGAUAGAUUACAAAUGAAAAAAACGGUGGCCAGUUGGCAGAAAUGCCAAAACUUGUGUGGCUUGUAUUGUUUCUGUGGUGAUGCUAUGCUGCUGUAGGAUAAGCUGAUGGAGUGGUGUGAUGGCUCAACAGUGAGGCUGAAGCACAAGACCAGUCUCAUAUAAGAAGGAUGGGUUGAGCCACUGAGACUGCAGUGGGAGCACGACUGGGCCAAUUUGGAUCAGUCAAAAGACAGAAAGCGCAUCAGGAAAUAAAAGAAGCUUUUUCAUGACAGACAAAAAGCAAGAAACCAAAGCCAGCCUGCUGGGUGACAGUGCUGAAUCAGUACAAACACACGUAUCUAGACCUCGCUUGUGCAGGCUUCUGCUGGGGCAGCCUUUGCUCCUAAUCCACCUGGGGAGCUUUGCUUCAAGCCUGUGGUGCUGGCAGGGUCAGGCCAGCGGCACCUGAUGCUUUGUUAAAUAAAGCUCCAAAACCCAGAAAACAAACAACAAGAAGGAAGGAAAAAGCAAAUGCCACUGGGUAAGUGGUAGUUCUGCCUGACUGAGACGGCAGACUGACUGGUCUGUCCUGAACACUAAUUCCGUGUCUUGUACCCAUGCCAGCCUCUCGUGCCAGCCCCUCUCCCACACAUUCCAGGCAGAAUGCACUGAAAGAUAGGACUGAAGCAGCUGCUCCCCCCCAGGGAGUCAAGCAUUUUGCCACCUCUGAAAGUCUCUAGCACUUGCUUCCUUUACUAUCAUUGUAAAGGUCACCACAUGCAAUAUGGCCACUUGAUCUAGGAUCUUCUCUUAACACAUUUUUAUGCUGAUUUUACUGGUUUAAUUCUUUGGAAUGUAUUUUUUUUUUCUUCAUUUCUUCUGUGGGUAACAGCAAUUAAAAAUAUUAAUUUACUGGG